Molecule: messenger RNA, 2439 nt
Organism: Parnassius apollo (apollo)
Lineage: Eukaryota; Metazoa; Arthropoda; Insecta; Lepidoptera; Papilionidae
Source: the annotation of a GenBank genome assembly
UUGGAUGCUUGUGAUAAAUCUAUUCCAAAAAAAGGCGUAUGGAAGGCAAAAAACAGGCGUCCUUGGUGGUCCAAAACCUUAGAAAACCUAAAAAGAGACGUCCUGCGAAAGAAAAGGCGAAUAAGAAACGCCGCUCCCAUUAGAAUGGCAUCCGUUAUAAAAGACUACUGUACAGCUAAACAGGAAUAUGUAGAAAAAACCAUUGAAGCACAAACAAGUAGCUGGAAAGAGUUCUGCUCAAUGCAAGAAAAGGAAAGCCUGUGGGAUGGAAUAUAUAGAGUUAUAAGAAAAACUACCAGACGACAAGAAGAUAUGUUACUGAGAAGUGUCGAAGGUGACACCCUUAAUCCGGAGGAAUCGGCUAAGCUUCUGGCAAGCACUUUUUAUCCAGAAGACUCUGUUGCAACUGACAAGUCCUACCACAUAAAAAUCCGAAGACUGGUACAAGACAAAAAACCGGAGGACAUAGAAGACCUCUCUGAGGAAGAUCCAGCUUUCACCCUGGCCGAACUGGAGACAGUGUUGAAAGCAUUAAACCCAAAGAAAGCUCCAGGCCAAGAUGGUUUAACUUCAGAUAUUUGCACUGUAGCCAUUCAAAGCGAAAAGGAGGAAAUAAAUGAAAAUCUUAUCAGAGCGAUAAAAGACUCUUCUAACUGUCCCUCCGAGGACCGGCGAAUAUUUCCUGUAGAAGAUGUUACGAUGAUAGUGAACCAGAACAGGGAUACGUUCGAGUACAUAAAAUCCUUAGGUCUCGAAGUUGAACACCUCAAAAAUAGUUUGGAAGUCCAGAAAAUUGAUGUGAAAUGUAUCACUCAGGCCAUUGAGUCACUUAAAAACCCUCGAGUAGACUCCAUUGAUAGUGAUAUAUGUGACAUGAAGAAUAUUGUGCAGGAAUUAAAAGCACAAAUACAGAACACAUCCCGGCAGGAGAUAUCCACAGACAAAUUCACAGUCGACAUAGAGCCUAUCUCGCAAAAGAUAGGAAAAUUAACGGAUGAAAUAAAAGAACUAAAGGAACAUGGAGCAACACGCGGUACGGAACGGACGUGUUGCAAGUCAAUCGAAUUAAAAAUAAAUAAUAAGUGUGUGACUCUGAGUGUUUUGAGCCCAAAAAUGGGCACUAAAUGUGACGGCUGCCAUGCCGUAAUAUGUGAUGAUCUCAGGAUGCAGUGUUCGGAGAAAAAUUGUGGUAAAUCUUACCAUCUUGCGUGUCUUGGAUUGGGGAAGGAAAAGCUGGAGGCUACCACAGGGGAAAGUGGAAGUAAAUGGCUAUGCCCAGAGUGCACGAGCAUUAUCCCUAAAGGUGGUAAUUUGAACACGCCAGUACGAGGACCCAAGCAAGUGAAUAAGGAACCAGUUACACCUAGCUACGUCAAUAUCAAGCGAGGUGGCGGCGGCGGUCCGACUACCGUUGAUUCUAUAGUAGUAGAAAAUGAGAUACUGAAAGAGUUAAGAGCGUUGAGAUAUGAUUUUAAUUGUCGACUAGAUAGACAAGCAAAGGAGUACGACCUACUUCAAAAGAGAUUUGUUGUUACGGAAAACGAAUUACAAAAAGUACAAAAGAUUUUGGAGGUAGUUCAAGAAAAAGUAAAUAAAAUAGAUCUUUUAGAGGCUAAUAUUAAAAUAUUAGAAAAGAAAAAGGAAGAACUAGAAUCAAUUUGUAAUAUGGAGAAAAGUCAGCAGUCAGCAGUCCAGCAGCCGGAAAAGUCAGUUUUAACGUUUGCAAAUGUUGCAAAGAAACAAACUCAAAAGAAGGCAGCGGAUAAUAAAAGUGUGGCCAUGAAACCCACGGAGCCGAUUGUGCACAAACAAUGUAUUGUGAUAGAUUCACAAAAUGAUCUAACGGAUAUUACUAUUCAAAAAGAAAAUAAAAUGGAAACUAGAGAAAAAACUCUCAAUCCGGAUGAUUCAGCUAAGUUACUAGCUAAAGUAUUCUACCCUGAAGAUGAAGUAAAUAAGGACACCGAAGAACAAGGAAAAGUUCGUGAUGAAUCGAAUGCAAUUAUUAAAGAUCUAAGAUAUGACUCUAUUAAUUUUCGGAAAUUCACCGAAGAAGAAAUAGAAAUGGAAUACGCUGAUAUGCUUUUGGUUUAUGGCCGGGCCCUAAAUAACGGCCACAGAGCACGUAGACUUUAUGGAGAGCUGUAUCCCACGAGAAGGUUGCCUAGCCAUGAUACGUUUGCAAAUACUUAUAGAAGGCUACGUGAAACUGGCAAAUUGCAACACAGGGAACCAGGAGUACGUGGAAGACCACUUGAUGUUGCUGUGGAUGAGCGUAUCUUGGCGGCUUUUGACGAUGAUCCCACUAUAAGCAUUAGAAAAGUAGCGACUGAACUCGGCUUUUCUGUAUGGAAAGUGUGGUCGGUUCUCCGCAACCAUUGCAAGCACCCAUUUCACCUCACCCCAGUGCAAGGUACUUAUUAUUUCUUCUUUUUAUAA